AUGAGCGCUAGAGAUGUAUCGACGUCAAGUUCUUUUAGUUCAAGAAGCAAUGGCCCCAUAGCUGUGUCAAAAACGCCUGCUCAAAAGCUGUCACCAAUCAAUCCAGAUCAAGUUCUCAGGUAUGCCACGAUAGUUGUAUUACUGGAGUACAUCAGCGAACCGAGAUUUCGCAGAAGAGAAGUCAUUGGAACAAGGCUUCAGUUGAAGGAGUCAGAUUCUCGAAAUGUUCGUUUGAGAAAUGCAAAACAAGCAAAGCGCAGGUCUUGGCUGUUUUCUGAUGAUGGUAAGAAAGACGACACAAACGAGGCCAAACAACUACAGAGGUUCAUACCAACAUUGGAGAACUAUCUUAGAAAGGUUGCAAUGAAAAAGAUUCUUGUGGAGCAGGAGCUUUUACGGAGAAGUCUGCUUAAGUUUUACAACGACAGUUUUCUGGAUCCAAAAGCCAGAAGUCAACUUCGGACCUUAAAACGGGCCCAUGAAAUCAUCAUUUUGUUCACAAAAGCACUCCAAAGCGAGCUAGUUAAGGUGCCGUCCAAGAAUGAUGCAAAAGAAGAACUUUACGUUCAGGUCUGCCGCUUUACUGACAUCAUAACGGACUUAGCGUGGAAAGAUGAAUCAAUAAGAUCGCCGCUUGCAAUGCGAUUGAAGGAAUAUAGAGAGUCCUUCAGUAAGCCAGGAAAUGCUCCACAAAGUCUGUCACCUAGUACAUCACAAACCAGUUCGAGCCCAACCCUUUCAGAGAAUUGUGUCAGACCAUCAUUCAAGGUUUCUGAUGUCAAAUGCGCCAGAUAUUUAAUGGAGCUCUUCUCUCUGUCAGAGGUAGAUUUUCAGCUCAAAAUGGUCAAGUAUGUGAAUGAAAUCGACAGCGAUGAAAUCAAAAAUUACUUGCAUACCUUAAAAGCAACGGUUGUCCGCCAACAUACCCCAGGGUCUAUGUCAUCGCUAUCUGAAGAAGAGACGGCAAAGAGGUGCCUGAAUAAAGAAAUAAAAGACAUCGAGGCAACUGCCCAAAGAAUGGCUGGGGCCUACGAACUGCAUACAGAAGCAUACACGAAAAACUCAAAUACGACAUCAAACCUUUUUCCCUCAGGUUCAAAUGAUACUUAUGUUCACCUAGUAAGCUUAAUUUUGAACAAUGAAGCUCGGAAGGAUACGUUCUCCUUCAACCUGAGCAAAGAGGCCUUUUUCCUCAUCAACAAAUGUGGCUCCUAUUGGAACUUGGCUUGGCCAUCCACAAAGGCCACAGCUAUACUAAAUGCAGCAAAUGUGGGACUCUUGGAUGGUGAAUCUUCUGAUCCUCGCAUGCUUGAGAAAGUUUUUGAACUGAUAUCAACAAAAGUAUUCGAAGGCACUGACAUUAUCAAAGAACGACAAUUGUGGAGCCAUACGGAUCAAGAUUGCUGGUUAGAAAAUUUGACUUACAAUUUGGAACAGACUUUUAAAUCAUUAAACAUUUUGAUUUCUGAAAUACAUCACAAGCCGAGACCUAAGUUCUCCCAGACCUUGAAUGUCUACUAUCAGAUCAUUUUGAUGUGUGAGCUCUCGGUUGAGGACGUGACACUUUCGGAUUUUCACCGAAAACAUAUAAAACGUCUUCGCCGCUCAUUCUUCAAAGCAACAGAGGAGUUUUACGUCAGUCUUGUCAAAGAUCUCCCGAGAGAUAGACAGCUCGAGUUCUUUGACGUCAAAAAUGUUGCUGAUAGGAUUUUGUCCGAGAUUCAAAACAUCCAGAAAAUGUAUCCAAAACCGUUAUUGAAUCAGAUUAAUUUGGUCUUAGAAAGUGCAAGAGUUCUUUUACAAGCGUUUGGACUGGACUGUGCAGCUAUCUUAUCCCAAGUUAGAGCCGGACUCAAGGUUGACGGGGAUGAGAAACUUCCUUUUCAUGAUGCUGUAGAGACAUAUCGAUCACUAAGAGAGCUGCGGAAUGUCUUUCAUCAAGUCCAGGAGUCAAAAGAGUUUCCCUUCAAAUUAGAAAAGUACUUUCUCAGGUACGUUUCGCGAUUAUGUGACGAUGCUUGCAUCAAUACAGUGGAUGUUGUGCGAACGGCGGUUACUAAGGAAAAUUGGGAGGCCGCCAACACUUUGGUAGGCUAUAGUACAUCUGUGAUAGAUGUGUUCAAAAUGAUAAACGAAUCGAUGGACUUAUUCAUGAAACUCGAGUGGCCAAAUGAAUAUCAAAUCUCGAAAAUUUAUACCUAUCUUUUGAAAGCAAUAGCCGAUGGACUGAGUAUUUAUGCUAGUUGUGUGACAAGAGAAAUCGAGGAAGAUAUUACAGCAUUUCAAGCAGAAAAAGAAGAGGAAGAGAAAGAGGAAGAUUCUGGUAAGGGUCUCAGCCCUUUUGCUCAUUCUACUAAGAUUAAAGUGAAAAAUUCGUGGGUCUACACCGAAAUGAAGAAUGCAUUGAAGUCCGUCGAUGUCGUAACUCCCCGGCCUUUUGAGUUUCGGUUGAGAACAUGCACUUGUUUAACAAACCUAAAUCAAAUACUGCUCCUGAUCAACGACUUGGAAGAUCGAAUUGAUCCUGAAAGCAUAUCUAAAGUUGUUCGCAGCCAUGAGAAGGCAGAUCCUGCACUUAAAACGGUAACCGAAAAGCAGAAUAGAAGUCUUCGGCGUCUAUACACUAUCAAGGUGCUAAGGGCAGAGAAUCUGAGUGGGUCCGCACAAGGAAAUAAUACAUUCACAGCCGUGAGUAUUGUGGACACAAGAUUGAGACGUGAAGUUGCUAAGACUAGAGAUGUUCUGACAUCCGGUCGCGCGGUAUGGAAUGAAGAAUUUGAGAUUGAUGCCCCAUUGACCGAGUCGCGCUUUUUAAAUGUUAUCUUAUGGUAUCGAAAGUCGAAAUUUGGUUCGUCUGCUCCUAGUGUCUACGGUAGAGCCCACCUCAGUUUGGAACCAAACAAGUUCGAAGAAGAUGGUCUUCCUAGACAACUGUCACUGAAUCUUGAUGCUCGUGGUAGAGUUGUAGUGGAAGUAGCCGUUGAGACAGAAAAACUGGAUGCAUUGUUUUCUAUGGGUAGGGCUUUCAGAUCAAUAAGCAGGGCUCGAGAUAGGUCAAUUGAGCUCAUGGUGGGGAAAUUCCAGGUAUUUGUGCACUUUGCGUUUUCAAGAUUGACUUUGAAGACAGUUUGCGGUCCCAAUGGAUUGAUCCAACCAGAAGGCUCUAUCGUGUAUGACUCGAUAGAACCUCUUUUUGAUUACCUCAACGCUAAUCUUAAUAUCCUGGCUUCUCAUCUACCUCGCGAACUACUUCUUAAAAUCAUGCUAGAAGCGUGGGAGGUCGUCGUAAGUAGGGCCGAUGAGCUUUUACUUCCAUACCUGUACGAGGCGUUCGAACACCGAAAUUCGAACUCCAAGAAUAAAGCGAAAACAAUUUGGGAGAACGCAGUGGAUGCUGCCAAACACGGAAUCAAUGCAACAACGGCAUCGGAGAGACCUUUAACUCAAAUUGAGGUACAUACUGUGUUUGAAUGGCUGCAUGCACUGUGCUUCGACUUUUUCCACAAUAACGGGGAAGGUCCAGGAAUAAAGGACCUUAAAAACAAACACUACCAGGCAUUGUUAUUCAUACCGGUGUACUACGACCAGCCGACUCCUCAACUGAAGAUAGAAGCGGAAAAUCUUCUACAAGAAUAUCGCAAAUUGUUAUUCAAUACCGGGGACAGUGGUGAUGCAAGUAUUAAUGCUGCUCCUAAAUUUUCGGGCAAACGUGCCAAAAGUCUAGCAAGAAGAAAAACCAUUCUAGCCAACGCGUCCCGCAAACGACGUGUGCAGCUCGAUAAGGAAAUUGAGUCUGCCGAAAAUAGUCUCUUGGACAAAGUCACUGCAACUCAGGAUAUUCUGCUGCGAAUCCUGAUCUCAAAGGGAGAGAGUGCUCAUGUGGCGAAAAUUUUAGAGGCUAGGGAUAGUCUAGACAGGGCGCUAUUCACACAGAACAUCGUUCAGGCUGCUCGUGUAAGUCAUCGAGAAUCAAAAUGA
Messenger RNA from Lachancea lanzarotensis, 3978 nucleotides. Its product is annotated as LALA0S01e15500g1_1. Lineage: Eukaryota; Fungi; Ascomycota; Saccharomycetes; Saccharomycetales; Saccharomycetaceae. The transcript has a single exon. Bases 1 to 3978 code for a protein of 1325 amino acids. The record is from RefSeq and is a predicted model, not a curated record.